AUGGUUGGCUUGGAAAACUUUGAACUCGCUGGCAUCAAGAGCUAUACACGGUUCUGGGGUCUUCUUAUGUUUGGGUCAUACUCUGUUAUCAAUGUCAUCGUGCUGCUAAAUCUACUCAUAGCCAUGAUGUCUAAUUCUUAUGCAAUGAUCGAUGAACACUCGGACGUCGAAUGGAAAUUCGCUCGUACCCGCUUGUGGAUGAGUUAUUUUGAGGAGGUUGCCACUCUUCCACCACCGUUCAACAUUCUGCCAACGCCAAAACUCUUCCUCAAGAUGCUGGGUAUCCGAAAGAAGGAUAAACUCAGGAAAAUGAAAAUGAAGGAGCAGAAAGAAAAAGAACAUGACGUACGCUACACAGCAGUGAUGCGAGCUCUUGUCUGGCGCUACGUGUCUGCCAAGCACAGGAAGAUGGUUGAUGAACCGGUUACAGAAGAUGAUAUAAAUGAGCUUAAAGUAGAUGUUUCUGCUUUAAGAUACGAACUACUAGAGGUGUUUGAAAAGAAUGGCAUGGAUGUUAGUUUUACAGAUAGAAAGGAAAAAAUGGUUCUUGGAAAGCGCAUGAAGAUAUGGGAACGACGUCUAAUGAAGGACUUCCACGUGGCUCCCGUAUCUUUGGAGGAUGAGAAGCUAGCCGAUGAGGAUGGACUGUCAAGGUUUAGGAGAAUCGUCAAGAUGGCGAUUGCAAACACAGCUCACGGGAAAUGGGACCAAACAUUGGCAGCAACUGGAGUAUCGUCCCAGAUUGGUCGUUGUCGCAGUCGUGAGUCUUUCAAAAAUCAGCAGACCUUACAGCGCGCCAUGGAAGAAGUUAAAAAGUUGGUUCUGCGUUCUCCCUUACCAGAAGGUUCUCGGGGUGUGUCUCCAAUUGAAAUGCCUGUGAGCCCAGGACAUACAUUAUUGGAGCUGAUCAAGGACAUAUCCACGGAAGUUGGAGAAUAUAGCGAACCUAUCGCUUCGCCUGUACCUAAACCUGAGGAAGCUGGAGCAGGUGCAGGUGCAUUGCUAACAGCAGCUGCAUUCCGCAGCAGACCGAUUUCUUCUAAACCAAGCUCAUCCAAAGCGGGACUUGCUACUGUAACUAAGAAAUCAGAAGAAGGUGAAUCAAGACGUGCAGAUGACAUAGUGGUAGCUCGGCCAGUGGCGCCUGAAAUCAAACCUUCAGGAGGAGCCAUACCUCCACCGCCACCCGUCGUGAAGCCUAAGGCACCUGCUCCAACAAUGGAGGUGACUCCAAGUACUCCACCGGCUCAUGCUCCAUCAGUACCUGAAGUAAAGCCACCGACAUCACCUAAAGUAGCGCCUCCACCUCCACCUCCCAGGGUUGCAUCUCCAACGCCUUCUACUUCAACUGCCGCUGCCCCUCCACAACCACCACCGGCAUCUCUGCCUAAGCGUCUGUCAUCUACAUCAAGCACAGAGCAGCUAAUACCUCCGUCAUCGCCCGAACCUCUUCGUCCCGUGAAGAAACUCGAUGAGAUUAGUACGAUCAAGCGACAGCCUAAAACUGGAUGGCUUUAG
Arctia plantaginis is the source of this 1518-nucleotide messenger RNA. Lineage: Eukaryota; Metazoa; Arthropoda; Insecta; Lepidoptera; Erebidae. The record is from the annotation of a GenBank genome assembly.